UUCGCGGAAAUGUCGUACAGUCCCUUCUUUCCCGCGCAACCCUUUUGUGAAGCGCUGGCCAAUCCACCAGCUUAAACUUCAGGGUUCGGGGGAAAAUUCCAACUGCAGCUUUCCGUGUCAGACUAGUGCGUAGUGUGACUGCUGAGUUCUUCGGCUUCACGGCUUACUUUCUGAGAUGCGUAUGUGUGCCGGCAACCCACUCGCUGAUGAUGCCCGACAACUCAACAAGGCGGUCCAGAUGGAGCUCAACCCGGAGGCCCGCCGCGUCCCGGAACCAGUGGAGGCGGAGUUGGAACAGCGUGUUCUCAAGUGGAUCAAGAUUGCGCAAGAACGAUUCAUGACAACAAAGAUCGGGCUGAGCGGCACAAUGAUCCAACAUCGGGCCGUGAAGUUCGCGUCCGAGAUGGGCAUCAAGCUCGCUGCAAGCAACGGUUGGCUUCACCGCUCCCUCAAACGCUGCCAAUUGAAGCACAUCAACCUGCACGGGGAAGCUGGCGACGUGGACCAGGAGAAGGUGCAGGAGAAGAUUGCGCAGACUGAGGAGCAGCUGAACGAGUUUGACGUCGAGUUCAUCUUCAACAUGGACGAGACGGCACUUUUCUACCGCUGUUUCCCGAGAGGCACGUACGUCACGAGGCAGGAGGACGCUGCUGGCGUCAACAAAAACACCGCGCGGGGCUCGAAGGCCAUGAAGGCCAANGUGCCGCUGGCCGUCAUCGGCACGGCGGCAAAUCCGAUGGUUUUCCGCAAGGUUCGCGAGCUACCUUGCCCCUACUACGCCCAGGCCAGCGCCUGGCUCGAUGCAUCCCUCUGCCAGAGGUGGUUCGACGAGGUUUUCGUCCCGUUCGUCAAAAGCAAAACCGCGAGGAAGGUGACCCUCACCUGGGACAACUGCCCCGGCCACAAGAUCAUCAACAACGACCCACAGAUCGUCAUCAUCUUCUUGCCGCCCCUCGUCACGUCCGUUUUUCAGCCGAUGGACAUGGGGGCCCUCUUCACCCUCAAGUGCCAGAACAAGCCCGAGAUGGUGGUGAGGCUGUCGGACGUCAUCGAGGACUGGGACACCGUUCGUGCGCGCAACAUCCCCAGGGGAUGUCAGGGGCUGAGCGAUGCAGGCCAGGCGACAACGCUGGACGUCGCUGAGAUCCUUACCCAGAAGUGGGAAAGUUUCUCGGACCAGACUGUUGUCAGGUGCUGGCCCAAGGCCACCAUCCUUCCCGAGGAGCACGAGAACGUCUUCAAGCGGAAGGACACACGGCUCGCUGGAAGGACAACGGGAAGGGGGGGGAGGUGGGGGACAAGGGGGGGACACGGGCGAAAGGGGACUCAUCGACGGCCUUUGCGACUUGGUCGCGAAGCUGUCGAUGCCAGACAGCGUCGACGUCACCGACGCCAGAAAAAUUCCAGGGGUGUUGACGGACAAUUUGUUUGUCGAGAAGAACUCGGGCCUCACUGAUGUAGAAGUGCGAAAGGCAAUAAAGACGUGACUUUCCGUAGAGGAUGGCCCCAGCGUGUUGGAAGACGAGGUAGCUCUGGAACUGGAGAUUGUGGCGCAGAACAUGGCAAACUUGAAGGUUGAUGCCUCUUCUGACGACGAAGAUAGCGGGGAUAGGCCAGCCUCGUGUAUUACAUCUUCGAUGACAGAGGCU
Ectocarpus sp. CCAP 1310/34 is the source of this 1649-nucleotide messenger RNA. NCBI's taxonomy places the organism in Eukaryota, Phaeophyceae, Ectocarpales, Ectocarpaceae. The record is from the annotation of a GenBank genome assembly.